CUCCUCGGCUCCACGGCUCCCUCGGCCGCUGCCGUUUCCAACCCCCCCACCCCACUCCCCCGCCACGGCCCCUAGCCCCUGGCCGUUUGGCAAGACCCCCCCCUGCCCCGGGGCUCCCCGAAAUCCAGUUCCCCUCCCCCACCCCAGCUCAUGCCCCAGCCCCCGAACUCCGGGGCUGCCAGCCCCCGGUGCCCCCGCCCCUCCUGAGAAUCGGGGUGUGCUCCCCAAGCCCCCUCCCCUCCACUGGGGAGCCCCUUGUAGGGCCCCCUUCCCCUCCCUCCCACGCUCCCCUACCCUUCCCUUCAACCCCCUCCUUCCCCUCUCACCCCUCCCCCCAUCCUGGCCCCCCCUGCAAAAGUGGGGUGCGGAGGGGGGAGGGGUGAGAACCGACGGCGGGGAGGAACAAAACUCCGAUGAAGUCAGAGCCCCUUACCCGCCGCCGCGGCCAGGCCCCCCAACAUGGACUGUCUCUGUAUAGUGACAACCAAGAAAUACCGCUACCAAGAUGAAGACACGCCCCCUCUGGAGCACAGCCCGGCCCACCUCCCCAACCAGGCCAAUUCUCCCCCCGUGAUUGUCAACACAGACACCCUAGAAGCCCCAGGAUAUGUGAAUGGGACCGAGGGGGAGAUGGAAUACGAGGAGAUCACAUUGGAAAGGGGUAACUCAGGUCUGGGCUUCAGCAUCGCAGGUGGUACUGAUAAUCCACACAUCGGUGACGACCCAUCCAUUUUCAUCACCAAGAUCAUUCCUGGCGGGGCUGCAGCCCAGGAUGGCCGCCUCAGGGUCAACGACAGCAUCCUGUUUGUAAAUGAAGUGGACGUGCGGGAGGUUACCCAUUCAGCGGCGGUGGAGGCCCUCAAAGAGGCAGGCUCCAUCGUCCGCCUCUAUGUCAUGCGCCGGAAGCCCCCAGCUGAGAAGAUCAUGGAGAUCAAGCUCAUCAAGGGGCCUAAAGGUCUUGGCUUCAGCAUCGCAGGGGGCGUAGGGAACCAGCACAUCCCGGGAGAUAAUAGCAUCUAUGUAACAAAGAUCAUCGAAGGGGGUGCUGCCCACAAGGAUGGGAGGUUGCAGAUUGGAGACAAGAUCCUGGCGGUCAACAGUGUGGGCCUAGAGGACGUCAUGCAUGAGGAUGCUGUGGCAGCCCUGAAGAACACGUAUGAUGUUGUCUACCUAAAGGUGGCCAAGCCCAGCAAUGCCUACCUGAGUGACAGCUAUGCUCCCCCAGACAUCACAACCUCUUAUUCCCAGCACCUGGACAACGAGAUUAGUCACAGCAGCUACCUGGGCACCGACUACCCCACAGCCAUGACCCCCACUUCCCCUCGGCGCUACUCCCCAGUGGCCAAGGAUCUGCUGGGGGAGGAAGACAUUCCCCGAGAACCCAGGCGAAUUGUGAUCCACCGGGGAUCCACGGGCCUGGGCUUCAACAUUGUGGGUGGCGAGGACGGUGAAGGCAUCUUCAUCUCCUUCAUCCUGGCUGGGGGCCCUGCAGACCUCAGUGGGGAGCUGCGGAAGGGGGACCAGAUCCUGUCGGUCAAUGGUGUUGACCUCCGCAAUGCCAGCCAUGAGCAAGCAGCCAUUGCCCUGAAGAAUGCGGGUCAGACGGUCACGAUCAUCGCUCAGUAUAAACCAGAAGAGUACAGCCGAUUCGAGGCCAAGAUCCACGACCUUCGGGAGCAGCUCAUGAACAGCAGCCUGGGCUCAGGGACUGCCUCCCUGCGGAGCAACCCAAAGAGGGGCUUCUACAUCAGGGCCCUGUUUGAUUACGACAAGACCAAGGACUGCGGCUUCCUGAGCCAGGCCCUGAGCUUCCGCUUUGGGGAUGUGCUGCAUGUAAUUGAUGCUAGUGAUGAGGAAUGGUGGCAGGCACGGCGGGUCCACUCUGACAGUGAGACCGACGAUAUUGGCUUCAUUCCCAGCAAACGACGGGUUGAGCGACGAGAGUGGUCAAGGUUAAAGGCCAAGGACUGGGGCUCCAGCUCUGGAUCACAGGGUCGAGAAGACUCGGUUCUGAGCUACGAGACAGUGACGCAAAUGGAAGUGCACUAUGCUCGCCCCAUCAUUAUCCUUGGGCCCACCAAGGACCGCGCCAAUGAUGAUCUCCUCUCUGAGUUCCCCGACAAGUUUGGAUCCUGUGUUCCCCAUACGACACGGCCCAAGCGGGAGUAUGAGAUCGAUGGCCGGGAUUACCACUUUGUGUCAUCCCGGGAGAAAAUGGAGAAGGACAUUCAGGCGCACAAGUUCAUUGAGGCCGGCCAGUACAACAGCCACCUCUAUGGGACCAGUGUCCAGUCCGUGCGAGAGGUGGCAGAGCAGGUAGGACCUGGCGGGCACCUGGUCCUCUUCCUCCUCCCCUCUCCCCACCCCACUGCCUCCCUCCAGCUCUCUCUAACUCUCUUUCUCUCUGUCUCUUUCCCUGCUGGGUCUCGGCUCCCGCUCCUCCACCUCCUUCGCCUCUUGGGCAACUCUGUCUGCCUGCUCUCUUGUGCCCGGCUCCCUGCACCUCACUUCCUGACCCCAAACUCCCCACCACCAUCUGUCCCCUUUCUCUGCUCCCCUCCCUUCUUCUUGCCCCAUUUCUCCUCUCUUCCUGUGGCUUUGUCUUUGGUGGCCUGGCCUUCCCACACUCGGUCCUUCCCCUUUUCCUGACCCCCCUCUGGCCCUCUCCCGGCUCCUCACCUUUUCUGGGGCCCCACUCCCCUCUCCCACUCCUGCUAACUCCUUUUCCCUGCUGCUCCCCACACUGCCCGCCCUCCCUCCACUGCUCCUUUCUCCAUCUGCCUCUCCUCCCUCCCAUCUGUCUCUCCUUGUUCCUUCCAUCUGUCUGUCCUCUGUCCGUCCUCCCCUCCCUCCUCCCUCUAUCCUACUUCCUUUCUCCUUUUCCUUUGCUUUCCUUCCCCACCUGUCCUGUUGCUGCCUUCUGCAUCUCACCCCCCUUGCUGCUGCCCGUUACCCCGGCUCUGCCACUGUUACCCCUGCUCUGCCACCGUCUUUCGGGUCUGCCUGUUUCUCCUCCCUCCAUUCUGUCCCAUCCCUGCUCUCUUCCCUCGUUCUCCAUCUUCCCCUUUCCUUUUUCUCUCUGUCCUUUACUCUGUCUGUUCAUACCCCCUUCCUGCCCUGACUCUGUCUGCCCAUGUGUCUUUUGACAUCCAUGUCCCUUCCCCUUUUGCCAACCUCCUGUUCCUCACCUUUUCAUGUCCUGUGUCCCAUCCUGGCACCUCUGUCUGUCCUUUCCCACCACCUGCUGGCCCCCCU
Molecule: messenger RNA, 3255 nt
Organism: Lemur catta (Ring-tailed lemur)
Lineage: Eukaryota; Metazoa; Chordata; Mammalia; Primates; Lemuridae
Gene: DLG4
Product: discs large MAGUK scaffold protein 4
Exons: 17
Coding region: 460-2649 (729 amino acids)
Biological process (GO): AMPA glutamate receptor clustering; postsynaptic neurotransmitter receptor diffusion trapping; chemical synaptic transmission
Cellular component (GO): neuromuscular junction; neuron projection; postsynaptic density membrane
Molecular function (GO): kinase binding
Source: RefSeq, a predicted model, not a curated record